Molecule: messenger RNA, 5720 nt
Organism: Spirodela intermedia
Lineage: Eukaryota; Viridiplantae; Streptophyta; Magnoliopsida; Alismatales; Araceae
Source: the annotation of a GenBank genome assembly
AUGGACUUCAUCAUAUGUCUCUCACUAGUGGGCAGACAUUACACCAUUUUGGUCGUGAUCAACAGAUUUUUCAAAUACAGCACAUUUAUACCAAUGUGCUUUGGGUGUAAGGUAGAAGAAGUGGCAUGACUCUUCUUGACACAUAUUGUCAAGUUGUGGGAUAUUCUCCAAGAUAUAAUUUUAGAUUGUGACCCUCGUUUCAUGAGGCAAUUCUUGUCAACCUUUUUUACCUUUCUCGACAUUGAACUUUACUUUUUCACUAUUUUCAUCCACAAAUAGAUGAAUAAACAAAGAGAGUGAAUGGGAUGCUAAAGGACUACCUCAUAUAUUAUAUCACAAUGUAGUAAUUAGGUUGAUCUCCUAGAUGUAGUAAUUGGGUCGAUCUCCUAGACAUUAUCUAAUUUAUGCACAACAUUCAAUAAUAUGCAUCCACAUGACACUUGCCAUUCAAGCUUGUCAUUGGUAGGUGAUAAGUCUUCAUUAUCAUGAGUUAAUAAUUAGUAAAUAAUAUAGUUUUAGCCUUAACUCAUGACAAAUAGACUUAUAUUUGUGUUAAAGUGUGAAAAGUGGUUUUUAGUUGAUUAACGUGAAUUUUUGGCUAAUUAUGUAGUUUUAUACAAAUUUAUAAAAAUUUUACACUCUUACUUUUGAGAUAAAUGAAAAAAAAGAAAUAAAAAUAAAAAUAUAGCAAAAUGAGGGGUACUUGCCGGCCAGCCGGGCCCGCAAGUGAGUCAGAAGCACAGUCGGGGAAGAGCUGCAAGUAGGGGCUCAAGCAGCUAAGACCGAUGGAGAUGCGUGUGCGUCACUCCCCUUCUACGUCAUUGGUGGUCAAUUAGUUGUGGGGCAAGGAGUGGUUGUACACGUAGGAGGAAGGAACUUGCUUGCAAAUGUAAUAUUAUUAUAUAUUUGUCAGAAACUUCAGCGAACAAGCGAUGUGAGACUAAACCUACGUCACAUCUUCCUCAGAAAGGCUUCGAUGAUUUUAAUACAUAUAAUACCCCUUAUUUAUAAUAGGGAUAUAUCAUGAUGACGUUAAUUAAUAAGGGCAUUAGACUACUUAUGUCAAUCUCUCUCAUGCAUGCGGGCAACCGACACAAGUUUGAAUCCUCCUAGAGCCAAAACUCAUAUUUUUUAUCUAAUUAUCGCGACUUUCCUAUAAAUCGCCGAUGAAAAAUUAAGUCGCCAUAAUCGUUGGAUCAUCGGUGAAAAUCUCGUUAACGCGAUUCGUGGAGCAUUGUUACUAAAAUUAUUGAACGAUUUGUAAUAAAAGGAUUGUGAAUCCAUCGAGUAAAGUAUUUCCGAUUGAUCAACGAAUAACCCAUCAUCGUGAAGAGGAAGAUCUGCCGAGAGACGAGUCGCCACCUCCUGAGAGUGUACCGGAUGCAAUGAAGAGUCUCAUCUUGCUGUGUGGACUUGAGGAUGAAGUUCCCUAACACGUGCCCCACCUCCAUCCAACUCCUCUCCGUCAGGUGACAGCCACCGAAGAGCCGCAAAGUCGUCGUUUUUCCACUCUGUCAAGUGACAGCCACCGGAGACGAUUCGAUGACCCAUUUUAUGAAUCUCUAGACUUCGUAAGGAGAUCUAGAGAUUACCCAUGUCGUCCUUGUCCAAUGAGAGCCUUUGAGGCCGUGGACACUACACGACAAUCCUUUCAAAUGCUUAAGAUUCUAGUGCAUCGCUAACGCAUCGCCGCCGCGACGUUGGAAUUCUAUUUUCCUGCUUUCAACUUAAUGUCCGUUUCAUUUAGUAUUAAUUUGUGUGAUUUAAAUUUACCAAGAUAUACUUCAUUCAAUUACGAUUCUUUUGGCUUAUACAGAUCUUAAUUUGAUCAAUUAAAUCGUCUAUAAUCACUUAUGUAGGAAUUGCCAAAUGGAACUCUAUUUCUGCCGAUUUGCGUUCGUCAGGUGCUGACGUCAUCUUGACGUCUGCACCCUUGUUUCCCUUUUUCAUGAAUUUUAAAUAUAUUUCUUUUUUAUUUCUUAGUAUAAAAUUCAUAUUAAAUAGUAUUAUUUGAAGAAAAUUUUGAAUAGUUACUUGAUAUUAUAUUACAUCUCUAUGAUUGACCUGAAAAAUUACCGCUAUUUUAUAAGUUUUAUUAAAUUAUAAUUGAUAUAUUUGUUCAGAAAUACUUCUAAAUAUCUGAAAAUUCGUAUUUUCUAGUUUUAUAAAUUUUAAAUUUACGUGAUUUACUAUACAACGAUUAAGUCACGUCAAAUUUUGGCGCCACUAUCAAAGAUGUAUUGCAUAAUAAUUAGUAUUUUUCUAUUUUUCUCUUAGAGUACACAAAAAAUAAAACUCUUAUUUUAUUUUCUUAUUGCCGAUUUUUUUUUAAAAAAAAAGAACGAAGAAAAAUAAGGUAAGGACUGGAGCAUUGAAGGAGGGUAAUAAUUACUAAACGUUUUCCUCAAAUUUAUUGAUUUUUUAUGCAUGGUAGAAGAUCCUUACAUCAGAUGUUAGAAAAUCUUUUCAUUAUUUCAUUCAAAACUAAAAAUCCGAAAGAACAAUUAAUUUUGAUGGAUCUUGAAGGAAGUAUAGGUCAAACUGAGAAUAAUCCUAUGGCCAUGAAAAAUAAUUAUAUCCUUGAUUCAUUUCAAAGAGCAUCGAAUAUUAGAGUCCCAUUAGCACCCAUUAUUAAAUUCAAAAUAAAUUUAGGAAUUUUUCAAAUGCUCUUUAAUUUUCAUGAAUUGCCUUUAGAGGAACCUCAUCAACACUUAGAAAAAUUUUAUAUGGUCUGUGAUUUAGUUAGUCUCCCUUAAGUUACACUGAAAAUUAUUAAGAUGAAAUUAUUUCCUCAUACACUUAGGGACAAAGCUAGCCAUUGGUUAUCCACAUUAAAUAGAGAAUUAAUUAGAUGGAAAGACAUAGAAUAGACCUUUCUUCAAAAAAAUUAUCUUUUAUGAAAAACUCAAAAUAUGAGAAAAUAUAUAUAGAGCUUUUCUCAAAGAUCAGGAGAAACUUUACAUGAGAGAUGGGAAAAAUUCAAAGAUUUACUUAGAAAGUGUCCUCAUCAUGCUAUACCCAAGUGACAGUUCAAUAGAUUUUUUUAUGAUGGAUUAUUAGAACAACAUAGAAAUAUAGUUAAUUCUAUAUGUGGAGGAACUUUUAUGGAGAAAACCCCUGAUGAGAUUUACAGCCUUUAUGAAAAUUUAAGUGAAAAUUCUAGAGAUCAAGUCUCUUUUGAAUUAUAUGACAAGGAUACGAAGAGAGGAAUUUAUGAAUUACAUCAUGAUGAUGAUUUUAAUUUAAGAAAUGAGAUUAAUCAGAUUAAUCAAAGAUUAGAAAAACUAGAUUACUUAUUGAGAAUAUUAGAAAGCCUCCUAACCUUCAAUUAAAUACAUAUAGUGUAUGUCCUAUGUAUGGUGAAAAUGAUCAUUUCAAAUUUCAAUAUUUAAUUUAGAAUAAUUAUUUCAUCUUAGGUAGGAAUAAGUAACAAGUACCCAUAAUUUUAGCAAAAAUAGGAAAUAUUUUUCUAAUUCUUAUAAUCUUAAUUGGGGGAAUAAUUUUUCGUGGAGAAAUCCAAAUAAUAUUCAAAAUCUAGAAGCACUUAGAUUCAAUUCAAAUUUUGAAUUUCGUCCAAAACAAGAACACAGAUUUAAGAAAAAUCAGCCCUCUCAAAUCCAACCUGAUCCUAUGGAAAUGAUGCAGCAAAUGAGCCAAAUGAUGCAACAAACUAUGAAUCAAAUGAUGAUGCACCAAAAAUAAAUUAUAGAGACUUUUGAGAAUAGGAGAGAAGAGGGACAACCACUUAGUCAGCCCAUAGAAAAUUCAAGAAACUGUCCAAUAGUAGGAUUUCAGUCAAGAGAGUCUAAUUAGAUAAAUUUAGAAAAAAAACUCAUGAAAUGAAAAUGUUAAGACAGUGAAUACAUUGAGUGAUAAUAUUUUACCUGAUCCUUAUUUCCAAUUAUUAGAAGAAAUCAAUGAGCCAUUAGAAGUAAAUGAGAAUAUUAAGGUUGAAAAUAUAGUAGCAAGAAAUUUGAAUAAAAUCAUUUAUUACUCACAAUUGAUAAAUAAAUAUAGUGAGGAUGAUGAGGAAAAAGAGCCCUUAGAUGAAGAAAUAGUAGUUAAUCAUGGAAAAAUCAUCUAAAUUUUAGUAGAAAGGAGUAAGGACAGAAAUAAAGAAAACAUAUUUCAAGUGAGGAAAAAUCAAUUGAUUUAAGAGAUAUAGGAGAUGAAAUUAAUAAAUCAAAUCAUAAUUUUACAACCAUGGAUGUUGAUAGUGAGGAUGAUGAUGUAUAUCAUAUACCGAUAUUAGAAGAUAGCUCUUGGGAAGAUGAAGAAUUUGAUGAGUUGAGAAACGAAAAAGCUAGAAAAAGAGUUGAUUCAACUAAUAGGGAGAAAUGAAAAUAAUAAAUAUAAAUAUAGAGAUAAUUUUGGAGAAUAAAAUUUAAAUUUUACUGAAUUCAUUAGAUCUGAGAUUAAAGAAGACAAUCUUUCCAUCCUUCAAAACCCACAGCCCAUUAGAAUUAUUUCUAAGCUUGAAAUAUUUCACUCUUUACAAAUUGAACAAAUAUGUAUGGAAGAUAAAAUGGAGCAGGGGAAGAUUAUGCAGAUAAAAGAAGACAUUAAGAAAUAGGUGAGUGGAAGAAUUAGAGAUAUCAAUUUAGAUGAAAAAAUUCUAGAUUGGGUUAGAGCUAAUUUGAAAAUUAUAUGGCUUGAUCACAUUUUAUGGUCUAUUAAUAGAAAGUAUUUAUUAAUGAAUGAGAGCCUUUCAAAACAAUAUAAAAAUGAGAAAAGAUUCUUUUCAAAAUAGAAAUAUUAUUUUUGGGAAAUUUUUGUUAAUUUACAUUUUAUUUUGGUUGAAAGUAUGUCAAGAUAUAUAUAUGAAGUAUAUGAAUUUAUGUUAAAUCUGAAAAAGAAUAUCAUGAAACUUACCUUGAAAUACAAAUAUAUUUUGAUGGCCAUAAAUCAUCUUAUAUGAUCUAAGAGUUGUCCAACUAAAGACAUUAAAUUCAGCGCUACAUGGAAGGCAACCCAUGAUUUUUAUUUCAUUCUAUUUGAAUUUUUUUUUAAGUUCUAUUUUUCUUAGAAUUUCGUAGUAUUUUUUUUUGCAUUUGUUUGUUUUCGAAAAAAUACAAGAGGAGGAGUGUAAGAUGAAGUGGAAAAUUAAAAACGAGACUGAGAUGAUGUCUCUUUGAGCUUUAUCAUUUAUGACAACAUUUUUAAUACUUAACUAUGCAUACAUGCAUGUUUCACUUGAAAAUUAUACUUUCUAUAGAUUCUGUUUCAAUUUUUCUGUGUCAUUCAAGACAAUGUCAUUUUUAAGUUGGGAGGUAAAGUAUUAAUUCUUAAUUUAUGCUGUAGGAAGAUUAAGAACAUGUGUUUGCAUUUCUUUUCACGCUCACUUAGAACAACAACUAAAAAUAAAAAAAAUAAAAAUAAAAAUUCAAAAAAACUACUACAACAUUUAUUUUCUGGUUUUCUAUCAAAAAUAGUAGACAAAAAAUAACCCGAAAUUUGAAAUUCUAGAGACCUUUUUUUCACAUUUCAAUCCCCUAGACAUAUAUUACUGAAAUUCGAAAUUAUAGCUAUAAAGAAGAUAGUUUUGAUUUAUUUUUGACAAAUUGAUUAUUGCUAAAAAUUACAGUAGGCAACCAUUGACCUCCCUAGAAUUUGUGAAGCAGUGGGGUCUAGCAUACUUGCCGACAACCUACCAUUUUAUCAAGAGCCGCAACAACUUCAUUGAAGAGGCCCAAGAGGCAUUGGCCAGAGCCACCCAAUAG